Molecule: messenger RNA, 1467 nt
Organism: Paramecium sonneborni
Lineage: Eukaryota; Ciliophora; Oligohymenophorea; Peniculida; Parameciidae
Source: the annotation of a GenBank genome assembly
AUGAGCUAGAAUGCCUAAUAAAAAAUAUUUGUGAAUAGAUUUUAAGUGAAAAAGAAGAUUUCUUCAGGAGCUUUUGGUGUGGUUUUUUUAGUUUUAGAUAAAUAAACAAACUAAGAACAUGCACUAAAAUUAGAAAAAGAAGAUAAUGAAGAGAUGAGAUCUUUGGAAAGAGAGGUUGAAAUAUUGAAAUAGUUGAAUGAAGCAGAGGGAAUUCCAAAAUUAAUUUGGUUUGGAGCAGAAGAUGAAUUUAAUUUAAUGGUUAUACAAUUAUUAGGGAGAGAUCUCUCAUUUUAUUUUAGAUAAUAAAAAAAAUUCAGUUUAAAAUGCUCGAUAUAGAUUGCUUAUGACUGUGUUUCAAUACUAAGAAAUAUACAUAAUAGAAAUGUGAUUCAUCGAGAUUUGAAACCUGAAAAUAUAUUGAUGUCGAAAGAUAAUGAAAGUCUAUAUAUUGUUGACUUUGGUAUUAGUAAGGUUUAUUGCGUUUAGGGUGAACAUAUGUACAUUUUGUUCAAAAUUUAAAUCUUUUAGGCCAUUUCGUAAAGAUAAAACAUUUAUAGGUACACCGAGAUAUGCAUCAAUUGCAGCACAUAUGGGAUAUGAAAUAUCAAGGAAGGAUGAUAUAGAAUCUUUAUUUUAUGUUAUUCUUUAUUUUCUUCGUGGAAGUUUACCAUGGUAAAAUUUACCUGUCUCAGAAAAUGAAAGAACAAAAGCAGUUGGAGAUAUAAAAUAAAAAAUUGAUCUUAAUGAUUUAUGUGCUAAUUAACCUCAUGAAUUAGUUGAAAUCUUAUAACAUUUAAAGAGUUUGAAUUUUACAGAUGAACCUAAUUAUUAAUACAUUUUGUAAUAGCUGAAUUAGAUAGCUGAAAAUAAUUAAUUUUUAUUAGAUGGAAUUUAUGAUUGGACAGAAGGCUUUAUGAAAUCAACUAAAAAAAUGAGUUCCCUUGAAUCUAAAAGAUCAUUUGAAUUUAAUAAAAUAAAAGAGCAUUCUCCUGGACAUAUUAUGAAAAGUUCAUCAAAAUUAACUCAUUAAAUAAUAUGGACAAUUAAUGACUAACCAUAACAUGGACAAGUAAAGUAAAUUAUUCUUAUAUAUAGUUUCCAACAUCUUAGUAACAUUUGUUAUAACCUCCUGAUCCAAAUAAAAAACCAGGUUAAAGAAGUGAUUUAAGACAUUUUUCGAAUUCAUCUUCAAAUUCUAACGUUGGAUCUUUUAGUUCAAUGAAAAUCAAAUAUUUACCAUCUUAAAUUGAAAUAGAAAAACCUUCUCUAUUUCCAAAAUGGGAAAGAAAUAGUGUUUAGUAGAACUCAUAAUAUUAAGAUUGGAUGGAUGAGAAUAAUUCUGAUAUACCAUUAGAAAUUAAAUAUAAAAAUUAUACAAAGAUUUAAUUAUUUGGGUAUUUUAUUAAAUAUAUAUAAUUUAGGGUACAUAACAAAGGAUUCAAUAAAUUCCUUGAAAACACUUAUUGA